This is a messenger RNA of Racocetra fulgida, 141 nucleotides long. Lineage: Eukaryota; Fungi; Glomeromycota; Glomeromycetes; Diversisporales; Gigasporaceae. The record is from the annotation of a GenBank genome assembly.
AUACGAAGGAGAUAUAUGGAGUGAUUCCAUAUAUUGCACCUGAGAUAUUUAUUGGAGAAAAAUAUAUGAUAGCAUCAGAUGUUUACCGUUUUGGAAUGAUUAUGUGGAAAAUGACAACUGGCCAAAAGCCUUUUUAUGAUC